UUUUCAAUCUGUCAAAAACGCAACAUUCACAGCCAAUAAAGAAGCAGUCACCUGGAAAAUUCAGUCAUUCAUUAUAAUUCUGUUUUGAAAAAUUUAUUUAUUAAACCUUUUUUAUAAUUCCAUUAUCAUUCGGAAUGAGUAUUUGUAGCCUUAGGGGCUUGAAUGUGCGUUUCUGCCGGCAGGCCUACAUAUUGGCCCAUGUGCGGACAGGAGUUGUUCCAAUGCCGGGCCGCACUAAAUUGAGGUUAAGUUUGUGUGAGUGCAAUAAUCAGCAGACAAAUAACAGACGAGGAUAUGCAAUAAACACAGCAGGCGUAACAACACAAAUAGAAUUAACAAAAUUAAAGCCGUCUAUUCUUGCAGCCAUAACACCAUUACGCAGUAGUCACAACAACUUAUAUCAAAUGGUAAAAAAGCGUACAUUAGAAGCACGCACUAAAUUGCAGCGUAACAAAUUUCCUAAUAAUCAAGCAUGUGAAGAAGAAACCAAAAAUCGUUCAUCACCAUGUAAUGAUCAAAGUGGUAGCACAUUAUGCUCAUCCCCAUCAUCAGGGCCAUCUGCACCACGACCAAAAACUAGUACUAUGUUUUCUUACAAAUCCUCAUCCUCAUCUUCAUCCUCUUCAAAUUCAACCUCAUCAUCAUCACAAUGCAAGCCGGAAUUUGAAAAGCUUAAAGAUCCUUGUCCCAAACCUAAACCUGAAGUUCAGGAUAAAACGAGUGCCGGCCUAAAAGGUUGUAUUAAAAAUGCUGAAUUACUACAAGCAAACGACUGCAAUAUUAGUAAAAGAAAGAAGGUAACUUGUGAUAAAAAGCCAUGUGAAGAUGAUGGCGCAGACGGCAGUAAAAAGGGUGCUGGCGGCUCGCGUGGCUCGAUAAUGGGCGAUGAUGAAGCAAAAAAGAAGACAAGAAUGCUGAUGGCGUUGCUGGCUGCUUUGGGUCUGGGCGGCUUGCUUCUUUGGUUACAAACGCGUCGAAAACAGAAGGAUGGUGAAAGUAUAGAUUGUGGCCCAACUAGCGGGCUACCAGCCACAGUGCCAGCAACUUCUGCAGAACUGCCGAAACAUGUACCAUAUCUGUUGAUCGGUGGUGGUACAGCAUCAUUUUCAGCAUUCCGUGCCAUCAAAUCGAAUGAUCCGAGGGCUAAGGUACUUAUGAUCACAAAUGAAUUCCGAAAACCUUACAUGCGCCCACCACUUUCCAAGGAGCUCUGGUAUUCAGCAGAAAAGGGUGAAGUUACAAAAGACUAUCGUUUUAAACAAUGGACCGGUGCAGAAAGAAGUCUCUUCUUCGAACCCGAGGAGUUCUUUGUCGAGCCCAGUAAGCUAAUGGAAACUGUAAACGGUGGUAUUGCGGUUGCACACGGUUUCGCUGUCAAAAAGAUUGACCCCGCUAAGCAUGUAGCAACACUGACUGAUGGUUAUGAAAUAACCUAUGACGAAUGUUUGAUAGCAACGGGUUGCUCACCAAAAACUAUCGAUGUUUUUAAUCAAGCUCCACCUGGUGUUAGGGAAAAGGUUAUGAUGUAUCGUAGUCCAGAUGAUUUUGAACGUUUAAAACGUUAUGCUGACGAAAAGAAAUCGAUUACAAUUGUGGGGAAUGGCUUUACUGGCAGCGAGUUGGCCUGCUCACUGGCAAAUUAUGCCAAAGACAAGAAAGUGAAAAUAUAUCAAAUAUUUCCAGAAUCUGGGAAUAUGUCAAAAGUACUACCAUCCUACUUAAGUAAGUGGACAACUGCCAAGGUGGAAACAAUGGGGGUGUGCGUUAUGCCAGAGACUUAUGUGAAAGAGGCGCAACGUGAUGAUUCGGUGCUUAAGCUGGCGCUUAGCAAUGGAAAGAGUUUAUUAACUGAUGUGGUUGUUGUGUGCGUGGGAUGUGAGCCGAAUACUAACAUAGCUUUAACCUCGGGCUUGGAGGUCGAUAGGAAUUUGGGUGGUUUUGUAGUUAAUGCCGAAUUAGAAGCCAGACGAAAUUUAUUUGUGGCCGGUGAUGCAUCCUGCUUCUACGAUCCAUUGCUGGGUAGACGCCGUGUAGAGCACCAUGAUCACUCCGUGGUGUCGGGUAGAUUAGCGGGUGAAAAUAUGGUCGGCAAAAAAAAAGCCUAUACACAUCAAAGUAUGUUUUGGUCAGACUUAGGUCCCGAGGUCGGUUAUGAGGGUAUCGGCCUUGUUGACGCUUCCUUGCCCACAGUUGCUGUUUUCGCACUGCCAACACCAAAUCCCGAACGGCGUGCUGAUAAUCUAUCGGAAGCAGCCGUUAUUGAGGGUGGUGGCAGCGGCGGUGGCACUGUAACUGUGAAUCCGGAAACACCGGACGUUAAGUGUGAUCCAAGCAAUGCUGAUGAAUAUGGACGCGGUGUUAUAUUCUAUAUGAAAGAUGAUAAGAUUGUCGGCAUUCUACUGUGGAAUCUAUUCAAUCGCAUUGGUUUGGCGCGCACAAUUAUCAAUCAAAAUAAGAAAUAUGACGAUUUAAAUGAAGUGGCAAAACUUUUCGAAAUUCACGCGUAGUUCAUCACGCAACGGUCCUAUGUAUACAAUACAUAUAUAUUUAUAUAUAUAUAAAUAUAUGCAGAGAAGAGUUUUGAAGAAAUUUGUGUAAUGUUUAAAAAUAUUGUAAUACAUGCAAAAUAAUGAUAAUAAUUUGGUUAGGUAAAAAUGUUUGUUACCGUUAGUUAAUUACACACGUGUAAAUUUGCAAUGUACAAUUGGAACGAAACAAGAAGAAAAUCGUAGAAAAAAUAUGCAUUUCAAUUAAAAACAUAAACAAGCCAAACACACACGCACAUACGAAAGCCAGAAACGAAAAAUGUUUUUUUUUUUUCUUUCUUUAAUUUUAAUGAGGGUGUGUUGUUUGUGUUGAGUUUUAUGCAUUUUAGCACGUGAAGAGGCUGGCGAAUAUUUCUUUGACGAGUGUCCUAAAACCAAAAAGAAUGUUGUGUAAAUUUUUCUCGUCUUGCUACUUAUGCACAGCACAAGGUGGCACGUUAUGCUUAGCAUUUCUGUAGUUUUAAAGAAAAAAAAGAAAGAAAUUAAAAUAAUUUGUAAUUCGUUGAAUACUUUUAACUUAGUAAAUUUCCAGUAGAAACCAAAAAAAAAAUA
Messenger RNA from Ceratitis capitata (Mediterranean fruit fly), 3098 nucleotides. It is a transcript of the gene AIF, whose product is annotated as putative apoptosis-inducing factor 1, mitochondrial. The transcript has 10 exons. Gene Ontology annotation, biological process: mitochondrial respiratory chain complex assembly; apoptotic process. Gene Ontology annotation, molecular function: protein dimerization activity; NAD(P)H oxidase H2O2-forming activity; FAD binding. NCBI's taxonomy places the organism in Eukaryota, Metazoa, Arthropoda, Insecta, Diptera, Tephritidae. The record is from RefSeq and is a predicted model, not a curated record. Gene Ontology annotation, cellular component: cytoplasm; mitochondrion. Bases 135 to 2507 code for a protein of 790 amino acids.